Molecule: messenger RNA, 2764 nt
Organism: Beta vulgaris subsp. vulgaris (sugar beet)
Lineage: Eukaryota; Viridiplantae; Streptophyta; Magnoliopsida; Caryophyllales; Amaranthaceae
Product: calmodulin-binding protein 60 B
Exons: 8
Coding region: 612-2435 (607 amino acids)
Biological process (GO): regulation of salicylic acid biosynthetic process
Cellular component (GO): nucleus
Molecular function (GO): DNA-binding transcription factor activity; calmodulin binding; sequence-specific DNA binding
Source: RefSeq, a predicted model, not a curated record
CUCCUUUUUAUAGAAAAACUUAGUAGCUAUUUUUAUCCUUUCUAAAUAGUUUGGGUCUUUUGUGAUGGAGAGAAUCUGAUUUUUUUUCUUCUCAUGUAUAGAUAAAGAUUUAUACAAAAUACAAGUACUGUAGCUCUUUUAUCUGUAAAUGGGCAUUCAUGUCUGACUUGUAUUAAUAAAUUAGAAUCUGUUUAUGUCAUGUUCUCCAAAGUGUCUGGUGAUAAGUUAUCCUAAGAGUAGACCAUGACUAGUGGAAGUUUUUUCAAGCCUCAACGCGUUUCUUUGGUCACUAUUAAGCUAGUAGAUGCAUUGAUUUUUAAUUGCCUUGUUUAAUUUAUGAUUAUUGCAUAUUUUGGUACUUUUAGUGAAGAAUAUGAUUGGCCAUAACUACCUCUACGUUAGUUAAGCAAAUUGUGUGACUUACCUUGUUUGGAUAUUCAUAUGUAACGAUAAUUAAUACUAGUGCAUGUUUCUUUUAUUAAAGCAUGUCUACUUUUUGUGUAGAAGCAUAUCUGUUUUUAUAUAUUCUUUGCUUGACUUUUAGAAUCUAUGCAAGUUUUGUUUUUUAAUGAAGCUUCUACGCGCUUUCAUGGGGACUGUUUUGAUGCCCCAUGCUCUAUAAAUCAUGCAAAACUAUUAGCAGUUUUUGGUUACUUCCCGCUCUUCAGUUUUAUUUCAAGAAACAUUUUUUGUUCUCUGUGAUGGUACUCAAGAGGCAAUUUGGUGAGGGUGGGAGUUAUGAUUCACCACUCGACAGUGACUCGAAAAGCCCGCCAAUUAAAUUUCAAAAAGUUGUCAACUAUGUAAUGAAAGAAGUGUCACUCCAAGACCUGGCAAUGCAAAUAUCCGCAAUAUUGGAACCUGCUCUUAGAAAAGUGGUAAAAGAGGAGGUGGAGCCGCUGAUGUUCUUUCUUCAGUCAUCUCCUAGACAUUCACUACGGCGAGAUUUAGUUCCUUCAAGAAGCCUGCAGCUGCUUUUUGUCAACAAAUUGCCAUCUACUAUCUUCACAAAUAGUAAGGUAGAGGAUGAGGAGCAUGAGCCUCUUCAAAUAAAACUAGUUGAUGCACAGUCAAAAAGUGUGAUACAUGGUCUGUUCUCUUCUAUAAAGGUUGAGAUUUUUGCUCUCAACGGUGAUUUUGAUGCCGAUGGGCGGGAUGAUUGGAAUGAGACUGAAUUUAAUAACAAUAUUUUGCGUGAAAGACAAGGUAAACGACCAUUAUUGGUAGGAGACGUUUCUUUUGCACUUGUUGGUGGUCUCGGAACCAUUGAAAACAUCACAUUUACUGACAACUCGAGCUGGGUUAGAAGUAGAAAGUUCAAGUUGGGGGUUCGAGUAGUGUCAAGAGCCUCUCUUGAAUUUGGCAUUAGGGAAGCAGUGAGUGAAGCUUUUACAGUGCUGGACCAUCGUGGGGAAUCCUAUCAGAAGCAUAGUACACCAUCCUUGGAUGAUCCAGUUUGGCGUUUGAAGAAAAUAUCGAAACAGGGAGCAUCACAUUUAAAAUUGGAGAAAAUUGGAAUCAAGACAGUAAAGGAUUUUCUGGUGCAAUACCACAUAAACUCAUUGCAUCUGCGAAAUGUGCUUGGCAAAGGGGUUGCUAAUAGGACAUGGGAUACAAUGGUGAAGCAUGCUAAUGAAUGCCAUCUGGACGGCACAUAUUAUAGUUACUGUAAUGAAGCUGAGGGUGCUGAGCUCCUCUUCAACUGCGUCUACAAAGUUGUAGCCGUGAAGUUUGAAGGUCAAGAUUAUCAGCCUGUUGAUAUUUGCCAAAAGGUUCUGGUAGAUAAGUUGAAGGAGUCUGCAUUCAUGAAUGUGAACCAGCUGAUUCCAGUCCACAAUCCAUAUGCUAUCUCUACUUCAAUGCAACCACAAAUUGAACAUGUCGCAUAUUCUAGUCUGAAGCUUGAUUUACAGCAUGAUGCCCGUUCAACUAUAGAUCAAGAUGAACCAGAGAAGCAGAUGGAUAUUAAUCUUUCAGAUUCAUCAUCAUACCCCUGCACAGUUGAAGAUGGCUAUCUACUGGAAGAUGAUUCAGCUUCUCAGACUAACCAACCAAUACAGGGGUUUACACAAUCUUCUUUCCUGACGGGUGAUUACUCUGCUGAGCCCUCUGAUGGAGCCUAUAACUGGUACCGAAACAAUCCAAUGGCUACAUUUGCCCAAAACAAUCAGUUUGGAGAGCUUUCUGAUCUUCAAACCUCACCCUUUUGUUCUCUUGCUAACAAUUGGGGACAAGGAGAUGGCUUCUUAACAACUUCAACUCCUGCUGCUCAUGUAGGUUUCCUCUUCCAGCAACCUGAUCUUAGUUUUGAUAUCCCAGGCACAGUAAAGUCUAAGGCUGGUUGGUGUAAAAUUCGAGCUGCUGUUAUGUGGAAGAUUAUUAGACGAAAAGCUGCUGCUAGAAGGAAGGCAAAGUUCUCUUUCGGCUAUCAUUAACGCAGAUGAUGCUACACUGCUCAUACUUAAACCAUGAAAAUGCUAGGUAUAAUUAGAGUUGUGUCUCCUCCCCAACCCAGGCGGUGUUUGUCUAAACUUCGACUAUAUAGUCGAAAAUAUGUAGAAGGCAGAGUUGCCAUCUAUUGUUAUAGGUGGAUGUUGUAUGAUGUGAAUAAGCGUUCUUGUAGACUUGUAGGCGCUGCAGUUCGUUUUGUGUCUAGUGGAAAUAUACAUACUUCUUGUGAACACAGUGCUAGCCGAUCAAUCACUGCUUGUAAAUGUGAUAAGUGUAUGUAUAUAUAAUAUGUAUGAUAUUAGAUUGAUCUUGA